GACAGGACCUUGACUCAGUCGCCAGUCGCCAGUUGACCAACAGCUUGCAUUUUGGACUAAAGGAGAACAGCAUGUCCAGCGUUGCCUCUCGCCUUUAUUUCUUAGCUGCCAAUGAAGGGGCUGUUAAGGCAGCGCGUGUGUUUUCAAGGAGAACGAUCGCUCCAUCGCGUACGGUAUUCACAUAUGCUGGUCUGCGGUCUCUGACACGUUAUGACGAGUCAGGAAAAUCUAUGGACUGGCAGAAGAAGCUGACCCCGGAGCAGUAUGUAGUGACCAGGGAGAGGAGCACCGAAAUACCCUUCAGUGGAAUAUAUCUGAACCACAGUGAAGAAGGCAUGUACCACUGUGUCUGCUGCGACACGCCCCUAUUUAACUCGGAAUCAAAGUUUGACUCGGGGACAGGGUGGCCGUCCUUCUAUGAGGCUCACGGCACUUGGGAACGGGAUGAGAGCCAUGCCAACAUCCUGAGGCGCCCGGAUUGCUCUCUGGGCAGCAUGGGCACAGAAGUCAUAUGCAAACAGUGUGAUGCUCACCUGGGUCACGUGUUUGACGAUGGUCCUGAUCCGACUGGCCAUCGCUUCUGUAUCAACAGUGUUGCCCUGAGCUUCAAACCCCGAGUCAAGUAAUGCACUGGGGGAAAAAAACAUUAAUUUGUUAUCUUUGCUUCAGUUUGCAUGUUUUCACUAUGCUGCAUGCUAGGUCUUCUCCAUUUUCCUCAAAAGUCCAAAGACUUGUAGGUGGGUGAGUUGGUGUCUCUAGUUUCUGUGUGUGUGUGUGUGUGUGUGUGUGUGUGUGUGUGUGUGUGGCAUCCCAUCCUAGCUGUUUCCUACCCUGUGCCCCGUCUUUCUUUGGUUCGUCUCCCCUGACCCUGUAGGCCAGUAGUCACCAACCAGUCGAUGGUGAUUAGGGUGACCACCUAAUCCAUGUCGGGGAGACACUGAGCUGGGACAGGGUUUGUAAACUACCAUCUCCAUUAAAAACACCUGGAUUUCACUUUAGCACUAACUUCUUGCUGUGUGGUGAUUGGUCAGUCUCAUGUAAUCAUGCCUGUGUCACUAAUGCAGUGAAAUCCAGUGAAACAGCAGGAUGAGUCUUUCAAUCAAGGAAAUAAACAAGUCAAAGCAGAAGAGGAACUGAUUACUCUGUUUAACCAAGCACAGGAGUCUUUCAGUUUUGAAGUAGUUUGGAAAACCUGAAGUAGCUCAUAGCAUCCUCCUGACAUGGAGUAGGUGGUCACCUUAACUGCGACUGACAGGUCGAUCUUGAAGACAUUCCUAGUCGAUUGCGACAAUCAGACUCCUCCCUUUCCACGGUUGGUAAAAUAUAAGCGUCGUGACUCCAUAGCUCCCCAGAUUGUUAUCUUUGUAAAAAUAAUUCCCACUGUAAAAAAAAGAAGGUGGAUGGAUGGACAGAUGGAUGGAAGGAAAGCUUUAAAUUUCCUCUGGUGGCCUGACUAGCACAUGAAGAAUGGAAAUCUAAUUAUUUUUGAUCUGUAUACAUGUUUUAUUUUUCACAGUGGUCUAGAACAAACAGAAGAAUGGAACAAUGUGGGGCCUAUUUUAUGUUUAACAUAGAGCUGGAUAGAUUUGCCAUAGAACUUUGACCAAAUUGGCCAGAAGGUGAAGCAGCACAUUAAAAUGACAGUUAAUUUGUACACGUGGCAAAUUGUAAAAUACCAAAUUAACCAAAUGUGCAGCUUGCAUUUACUUUGUUUACCUUGGUGAGGGCUUUGUAGUUUCACUGUUAAGAAAUUAUAAUUUAGUAGCUAUGGAUAAACUGUGUUAAUGUAGAAAGGCAGAUCGUAUAUAUUUUAUUGAGCUUUUGAAUUAAUGAAUACGAAUAACAUGAAAUGUUGUGAUUAACAAAUAGGGUCACAUGUUUAACAAUGCAAACAUAUGCGUAUAUAUUUGUGUUGCAGAUACACAAUAUGGACAAAAGUAUUGGGACACCUGGCCAUUACACCUACAGGAACUUUUAUGACAUCCCAUUCUAAAUCCAUUGGCAUCAACAUGGAGUUGGGCCCCCCUUUGUAACUAUAACAGCUGUCACUCUUCUGGGAAGGUCCACAAGUUUAUGGAAUGUGUCUGUGGGAAUUCCUGCCCAUUCAGCCAGAAGAGUUUUUGUGCAGUCAGACCCUGAUUUGGAUAUGAAGGUCUGGUUUGCAAUCUCUGUUCUAGUUAAUCCCAAAGGUGCUUCAUGGGGUUGAGGUCAGGGCUCUGUGUAGGCCAGUCAAGUUAUUCCACAUCAGACUCAGCCAACCAUCUCUUUAUGGACCUUGCUUUGUGCUCUGGGACAGUCAUGUUAGAACAGAAAAGGGCCUUCCCCAGACUGUUCCCACAAAGUUGGAAUCUCGUCACUGCACAGAACAUGUCUCCACUGCUCCACAGUCCAGUGGAAGUGUGUUUUACAACAGGGUUUCUCAAUCCAGUCCUCGGGGACCUCCAGACAGUCCACGUUUUUGCUCUCUCCCAAUUCCCUGGCAAAUUUCACAAACUGAUUUAUUGCAAAGGUGGCAUCCUAUGACAGCACCAUACUUGAUUUCACUGAACUAUUUAGAACAACCUAUUCUUUCAGAAAUGUUUGUAAACCUGACUGCAUGGCUAGGUGCUUGAUUUUAUAUACCUGUGGCAAUGGGUCUGAAUGAAUCACCUUAAUUCAGUGAUUAAGAGGUGUGUCCCAAUACUUAUGUCCAUAUAGUCUAUGUGACUUGCAUGUCAAUUCUAAUAAAAUAAUACAGCAUAAUAACCAAA
Messenger RNA from Paramormyrops kingsleyae, 2750 nucleotides. RefSeq names its product methionine sulfoxide reductase B2 (gene msrb2). Gene Ontology annotation, molecular function: peptide-methionine (R)-S-oxide reductase activity. Lineage: Eukaryota; Metazoa; Chordata; Actinopteri; Osteoglossiformes; Mormyridae. Gene Ontology annotation, biological process: protein repair; response to oxidative stress. Gene Ontology annotation, cellular component: cytoplasm. The record is from RefSeq and is a predicted model, not a curated record.